This is a messenger RNA of Trichobilharzia regenti, 291 nucleotides long. The record is from the annotation of a GenBank genome assembly. Lineage: Eukaryota; Metazoa; Platyhelminthes; Trematoda; Strigeidida; Schistosomatidae.
AUGUCUCCACAUUCCGAGGAAUGGUUAUUCGAAAUGACAAAAGUUUGGAUACUGGCAACAUUGUGCAUCGUAUUCAGUGGUGUAGUGACUGGAGGAGGUAGCGGUAAAGGAAUUUGCGAACGUCUGAACGAUCAGAUGAGUAGUGUUUUAAUAACCUCAGGCGCAUGCCGUGAUAAUGCUACUAAGACGCUCGUAGUCAAAUUAGAAGAAAAAGCUAAACAUGAUUACGGAAAACCAGAAAACCAGUAUCCGUUAUGUGACGAUAUUACACCUUGUAAGUUAGUGCAAUAA